UCCAAACCAAACAAGAGCAGACCAAUUCGGAUCCAGCCGGCCCAAGAGCUCUGAUCCAGCAUCACUCUCUGUCUCUCUCACCUCACACUCUCACUUGCAAGUCCACCAAAAUACUGUAACAUCGUGGCUCACGCGCAUCACCCACGCGUCCCAGGAGCUCGAGCAGCGCUCACUGGCAAGCGGGUCCCACUCUGGUCAAUAGGAACGACCCGACUCUUCUGCUUCCUUGGGAAUCAGAACGGAGAACCCCACAGCCUUCUCCUCGAGUCCACCCUCCACUGGCGCAGCCGCACCCCCGCAGCACUAGGCCGCCCAGGUCGAGCUCUUACUCUUCAAUCAAUUCAAGAAUAAAGGCGCAUUCAUCUGGAAGGCGAUCCGAUCGGCUGGCAAUAUCCGUUUCGCCACGUCCCGGACGACCGGGUUCUUAUGGGCGGACUGUUCUCCAUCUGCUGGUGCCUUCGAUCACCUGCACAGUCUUGACCAAUUCCUGGGUCCGCCACUGAUGAGCGGUGCUGCUCCUGAUGCGGCAUGCCGGAAGCGGCUGAGGAGUCACGACAGCACCAUGAUAAAGAUUCAGAGUGAUGACAAUGAGGAGGGAAAGAAAAUGAGUGGUGGUGGCAGUGAGGUGAAGAACAGGAAGACAUCCAUAGACGCCUUCUUGGAGAAGGGGAAGCAAAAGGAAGGGAGAACCAACAGCAACAAGAAUAUGAUGGCUGAUGACCAGGAGAGGGAAGAGAGGAUUAUAUGGAAUGGUCACCAUAAGGUGAAGAGUACGAAGAAGGUGUCCACUGCAUCCCCUGAGAAGAUGAAGAAGCAAAAACUUUGCAAUGCCAACAACAAGAAGAAAAUGCAAAUUGAUGAUGACGAGGAGGGAAAGAAUAGGCAUAAUGGGGACCAUAAGUUGACGAACAGGAAGGAGUCCCCCACGUUAUGUGAGAAGGACAAGAAUAAGGGAAAGCUGAACAAAACACACAAAGAGAAGAUGUGGGCUGCUGACCGCAAGGAGAGGAAGAUACUGAGCCGCCACAAUAGCAUAAAGAGCGGGGAGGUGUCCACUGCAUUAUUUGGGAAGGAAAAGAAAGGAAAAAGGCUGAACAAGACCAACAAUGAGGAGCUGCAGAGGGAUGAAGAUGAAGAAAAUGCACCAUUCAUACCUGUUGUUAAGGAGAAGAGAAUGAGGCCCAGUGAGAGCACGGAGGCAAUGAUGUGCCAUGAAAAAACAAAUAGGAGAAGUGUGUCAUCUAUUGUAUCCAAAGAGAAGAAGAUCGAUACAUCAAGUGGUUCUAAAUAUAAGAAAAGGAAGAGGGAUCACACUUUACCCAAAAAAGGAAAGAGGAGUGAUAAUAAGAUUCAUAGUGGUAGGGUGCAGGAAAAGAAGAUAUGUGGUGGUGGCAAGGAAAAGAAUAAGCAUACUCCCUUCGCAUCCUUCGCAUUCUUCAAGUUCAUAUACAACAGGUUCGAGGAAUUUCUACUCAUACCACCAGCUGUUGCACACAAGUUGACAGAUUUGAGUAAUCAGCAUGUCUAUCUUGAAGAUUCAGAGGAAAGACGUUCAAAGGUCAGGCUAUCUGUGGUGAAUGAUUCCCUCGCUUUUCAUCAGGGAUGGAAUAUUUUUGUUUCAGACCAUUCGAUUAAACGGGGGGAGUUUCUGCUGUUUGAGUACAUUGCUACGAAAACAUUUUCUGUGCGUGUUUUCGGUAUGAAUUCUCAUGAAAGGUUGUGUUUCAAAAAAGGCCCAAAAAGAGUCCAACAUGGGGUUGGGUCUGGACCCGUGCCACAAGACAACAAUAAUGAAAAUUAUGCAUGCAUGCGCAGCCAAGUAAAAACAGCAAUUCUGAUUUCGGAUUCAGUAGCUUCUGCACAUAAUGAGGAUGUAGUGAAUCUCACAACUUCAGAUGCAGAUUCAACACAUCAUGUGACUAUUAAUACCAACAAAGACCUUGAAAGAGUUCAAAGUGGCGUUGGCAAUUUGCCUGAUGGAGAGUGUGGAACCAAGUGUAUUUCACCAGCAUGCAAUGAAGGAAAAACAAGUUCUGAAAUAAUUGUAAAUGAUGCAGCUCCCUUAAUGCAUGAAAAUGAUGGUAGAGUGGGGAAUGAAUUACAAGUACAUGAUUUGGAUGAAGAUUUAAUAAGGAAACAAGGGAUAAAUUGCAUUCCUUUAGGUUCUAUCAUAGCUGUGGAGAAACAUCAGAUACAUAGCACGAUGAACAUCAGUCAAAACUUCUGCAGAAAAUAUGCAGCAGCUGGAGGUUUUCGAUGCUUGGAGAAGUGGUGGAGGGCGGGUAUUGUGAAUAGUCGAGCAGCUCUUGAUGGCACCGUACUGACUGAACCUGAAAACACAGAAAAAACUGACAGUAAAUUGGUUGAUGGUUAUGGUUCAAUUGGGCUAAACACUGUGGAUGAGUACUUUUGUUCUGAGGGCAAUCAUACACAUGUCCCACCAGUAUUCACCAUGGCUGUCAAAGGACCCUUAAGUGCUGACAGAGUAUCCAAAUGCAGACAUGGCGAAACAGAGAUUGACCAUAGUAUCAAUGAGAAAUGUGGAGGAGCUGCUAUUCAAAUUAAAACACAAGGAGAACAACUGGAACCCGUGGGAAGCAUUGUAAAUAGCCAAAGGAACAAUAUCCCCGUGUCUGCGAACGCUGUAGUUCCGGGCAAGUACAGUGCAAUAGGACUAAACCCUGUUGGACCAGAAGUAACUUGUGCCAUUGUCGAACCAAUGCUCACAGUGCCCGUUGAGAAACCCUCGAGUCCUGAUGAAAUAUCCAAAUAUGAAAGUAGCAGGACAGAGAUCGAUCAUAAUGUCAAUGGAAAAGGAACUAUUGUUCAACUUGAAACAAAAGUGGAUCAGGUGGAGCCAGUGGGGAGCAGUGUAUGUAGCCAAAGCAGCAACAAUGCUACGUAUGGCAGCUGUGUGGCUGCACAUGUGUCCGAACAUUGUUUCUCCAAGCAGGAAGGUAGAAAGUCUAUUAAUUGUGCAGUCCAAGAGUCUUUGUUGCCUAUGAAAGACAAAAUUUUGGAGUUGGAUGAUCAUUCUCUACUAAAGUUCAGCUUGCAACUUUGCGUUCCUGAUACCACUCGGAAAUGGCUUGAGCUGCCGAAGUCGCUCCCCAAUGCUGUUAAACAGAAAAGGCAUGACCGGAACGUUAUACUGCUGAACGAUCCCAUGAAGAGGUUAUGGCCUGUUCUUUACCAUGAGAACCCAGUAUUUGUGGGCUUCACCGCGGGCUGGAGGAAUUUUGUUGCAGCAAACAACCUUCAGGCAGGGGAUCUCUGCGACCUCAUCAAGGAGCCAGAUGAUGACGAGCUGGUGUACUCCGUUCUCAUCACAAGACAGUGACUGCCAUGUGUGCAUGGUGUAUAUCAUCUUUUGCAAAAUCCAAAAGUCCGCCUCAUCCGUGCACUUCUCUUAGCCCUGUGCAGGCAUCAGUAAGCAUGCUUCAGUCAAGCUACUCCAGGAUUAUGUGAAACCCGUGGGGAUCUGCCGUUUUGCUGGAAGUCGUGUGAGAACCAUGUGGAUCUGCCGUUUUGGUGUGUACAUAGCACCACUGCCGUGGACAGUGAUUGGUGGACUUUUGACGAUCUGCAGGCUAGAGAUAUAGAAGUCAGGCUGAAGGUUACAUAUAUCAGACAUUGGAACUAGUCGAUUUGUUCGGUGUACCAUGAGUCAUGAUGCUGCAGUGAGCUGGCCAUGUUUCACUUUUAACGCUGUGCCACUUGCUUGAUCCUGGUGAUAUUUCGACCGUGCCUGAAUUGGAUAAAGAUUUUAACAUAAUGUGCUGGUAGUAUUGUUGUC
Panicum hallii is the source of this 3796-nucleotide messenger RNA. Its product is annotated as B3 domain-containing protein Os02g0598200-like. The transcript has 8 exons. The record is from RefSeq and is a predicted model, not a curated record. Gene Ontology annotation, molecular function: DNA binding. Bases 503 to 3340 code for a protein of 945 amino acids. Lineage: Eukaryota; Viridiplantae; Streptophyta; Magnoliopsida; Poales; Poaceae.